Messenger RNA from Hypoxylon fragiforme, 3245 nucleotides. Its product is annotated as polyadenylate binding protein. The record is from RefSeq and is a predicted model, not a curated record. Bases 364 to 2682 code for a protein of 772 amino acids. Lineage: Eukaryota; Fungi; Ascomycota; Sordariomycetes; Xylariales; Hypoxylaceae. The transcript has 3 exons. Gene Ontology annotation, molecular function: RNA binding. Gene Ontology annotation, cellular component: ribonucleoprotein complex.
UGCCGCGCAUUCGACCUUUUUCCUUUGAACAGGUGAUCUUCGUCAACAACUCGCUCUUAUUUACUCAUCACCCGUUUUCCGGCGUGAUAGUUUAUUCUCUUGGAGCUCGAGUAGCCUUAGAUCUUUUAACCAUCAGUACCUUCUUUGAAGUCUCGAGGACUGCCUUUGUCCGACUAGUCUUCAUUCACUCGCGGUAGCCAUUCACGAUCCCAAGAACAUAAUUCUUCUUGUAGCUUUGACUAUCAACAAAUACCGACCUUGAUCACUCCCCUCUUGCUUUGCGCUAGGUCGAGCCACAAUCUCACUUUGCAAUCAAUCACGCUAACAGUAUUUUUAUUUCUUUAGUCAAUUAACCGAACCGCAAUGUCUGCUACUACUGCCCCCGGCGCUGUUGAUCAGCUUGCCGCCGACCUCGGCAACACCUCUCUUAAUGGCGGUGAUGCCAAGCCUACCGCCAUCAACACCAAUGUCUCCCCCGACAGUCAAGGCGACGAGGCUGAUACCGCUGGCCCAACUCCUAGUUCCGCCCAGACCCCCCACCCGGCCGCUUCCGCUUCCCUCUACGUUGGCGAGCUUGACCCUUCCGUCACCGAAGCGAUGCUUUUUGAGCUUUUCUCGCAGAUUGGCUCGGUCGCUUCCAUACGCGUUUGCCGUGAUGCCGUCACCCGUCGCUCCCUCGGAUAUGCGUACGUCAACUACAACACCACCGCCGAUGGCGAACGCGCUCUCGAGGAGCUUAACUACACCCAGAUCAAGGGUCGUCCUUGCCGCAUCAUGUGGUCUCAGCGUGACCCCAACUUGCGCAAGAGCGGCCAGGGCAACAUCUUCAUCAAGAACCUUGAUGCUGCCAUUGACAACAAGGCCUUGCACGACACCUUCGCCGCUUUUGGUAACAUCUUAAGCUGCAAGGUCGCUCAGGAUGAGAAUGGCAACUCUAAGGGAUACGGAUUCGUGCAUUACGAGACUGACGAGGCCGCUGCUCAAGCUAUCAAGCAUGUUAAUGGAAUGCUGCUCAACGAGAAGAAGGUCUAUGUUGGUCACCAUAUUCCAAAAAAGGAUCGCCAGAGUAAAUUUGAAGAGAUGAAGGCGAACUUCACCAACGUCUACGUCAAGAACAUUCAAGCUGAUGUUACCGAUGACGAGUUUCGAGAUCUCUUCGAGAAGUUUGGAGACGUCACUUCAUCGUCUUUGGCUCGUGACAACGAGGGCAAGUCUCGUGGCUUUGGAUUCGUCAACUUCACUACUCAUGAAGCUGCCGCCAGAGCGGUCGAUGACCUUAACAACAGGGAUUUCCACGGCCAAGAUCUUUACGUCGGCCGCGCUCAAAAGAAGCACGAGCGCGAGGAGGAACUACGCAAGUCAUACGAGGCUGCUCGUCAAGAGAAGGCUAGUAAAUACCAGGGCGUAAACCUGUACAUCAAGAACCUUGAUGACGAUGUAGACGACGACAAGUUGCGCCAAAUGUUCUCCGAGUUCGGCCCCAUCACUUCGGCCAAGGUUAUGCGCGACAGCAUCGGCGAGUCCGACGAUGACAAGGAAGGAAAAGAUAAGGAGAAUCAGAAGGACUCAGGUGACGAGGAUAAGGAGGAAGGCGAUAAGAAGGAUAAGAAGGGCGAUAAGAGGCUUGGCAAGUCCAAGGGCUUUGGGUUCGUUUGCUUUGCCAACCCUGACGAUGCUACGAAAGCCGUCGGCGACAUGAAUCAACGUAUGAUCAACAGCAAGCCGCUGUACGUCGCUCUAGCGCAGCGUAAGGAUGUUCGAAAGAGCCAGCUUGAGGCUAGUAUCCAAGCUCGCAACCAACUCCGAAUGCAGCAAGCUGCGGCGGUAGCCGGCAUGCCGCAGCAGUUCAUGCAACCCUCCGUCUUCUACCCCCCCGGCCAACAACCUGGAUUCCCCCCGCAAGCUGGUCGUGGCAUGCCUUUCCCCGGAAUCGGUAUGCCAGGCGCUCAGGGUGGUCGACCAGGCCAGUUCAACCCAAAUGCCUACGGAGGACCCCAGGGUGGUCGUGGUGGACCCAUACCACAAAUGCCCCCCAACAUGUACGUUCCUGGACAGUUCCCACCAGGUGCUCCAUACGGUCAGCCGGGCAACCCGCAGUUCAUGGCUGCGAUGGCACAAGUGCAGCAAACUGCCUUGGGAGGUGGACGAGGAGCCCCGGCUGGUCGUGGGCCCAUUCAGGGAAUGCCUACCAAUAUGGGCAUGCCUGGCGGCCCGGGUGGAAUGCCUGGCUACCCGCCUAACCCACGACAAGGCGGCCCUGCUGGUCGUGGUGGCAUGAACCAGCGAAAUGGCCAGGGUGGACAAUUCCCCCCGCAGGGUGGACGUGGCAUCCCCAACCAGCCGAUUGGAGGUGCACCUAGCAUGCAGCAUGACCUAACGCCUACGUCGUUGCUUCACUCGCAGUUACAAGCUCAGUCCAACAACCCACAACAGCAAAAACAGAUGCUAGGCGAGCUUAUCUUCCCCAAGAUUCAGGCUAUUCAACCUGAGCUGGCAGGCAAGAUCACGGGCAUGCUAUUGGAGAUGGAUAAUGCAGAGCUAGUCAACCUUAUCGAGGAAGAGAAUGCUCUUCGAGCCAAGGUAGACGAGGCCAUGUCUGUUUACGACGAAUAUGUUAAGCAGCAGGGCAGCUCUGAGGGUGAAGGCAGCAAGAAGGAGGAGAAGGCUGAAGAGAAGGCGUAGGUGAUGACGGUUGAACCCUUCUUUACGACCUCUUAUGAACGAUAUGAGGUCUCAAUCCUGACGACGGUUCCGGAAAAGUUAUGAUAUUGGUAGAGAGUCCAGGGAUGGACUACUCAGUAUUGAUUUCUGCAUUCUUUCGCACAUCUUACAUUUUCACCUUUCAUGCCUUCUACGAACCUUCUUCAUGUCCUUUAUGCUGGAACGGAUCUCUUCACCCCUCUUAUGUGUCGUUACACUAGGACCAUGCCUCAAGGGAUACUAUUCUCGUACUAUUUGCAUGUAUUGAUAGACUAAUUGCUCCUCGCUCGGGGCACUGGCCGGAUGGCAGAGUUUCCGGCUAGCAGGCGUUCGUGGUCACAGUCGGUUGGCCUUUUGGUACUUGUUACCUGGCACCGAACGGAAAUCAGGCGGCACCAAUGAUUCUGACACAAUACCCCCUUUUAAGGUUGCCGAUCCAGGACAUCUCAGAAUGAAGCAGAUGUUAUUCUAAAUAGGAACUUCUGAUAAUGAACAAAACACUUUAUUACAUGAAUUGACCCUUGUGAACUCUACCUUGUGCACUU